Messenger RNA from Andrographis paniculata, 1449 nucleotides. RefSeq lists its product as uncharacterized. The record is from RefSeq and is a predicted model, not a curated record. Gene Ontology annotation, cellular component: endomembrane system. The coding region runs from base 381 to 1043 and encodes 220 amino acids. NCBI's taxonomy places the organism in Eukaryota, Viridiplantae, Streptophyta, Magnoliopsida, Lamiales, Acanthaceae. The transcript has 5 exons. Gene Ontology annotation, biological process: vacuolar proton-transporting V-type ATPase complex assembly.
CGGAUCACAGGCCGGCAUACCCGAUCAUGAUGUCGCGUCUUGACACGCGCCACAGAGCAUUGCUGUCAGCCAUCGACGAUUGAUUCGUAGCGCGCUCUAUCUCUCUCUCCAUUUGCUCAUCCCAAGUUUGCUACCACGAUUCCGAUCUUGAAGUUGAUUUCUGUUAAUUCAAUUCAUGCAGAAGUUCAUCUCUCCGAUUCAGAUUACAGACGAUUCCACCAUUCCCAAUCCAUUAUUCCACAUAUUUUAUUCGAAAUUAUUCCCUCUCAAACACUUUUCUUGUUUGAUUAUCCAUCCAUCAAAUUAGAUUGACUGUCAAUCGAUGUUAGAAUCAGCCUUUGAGGAAUGUAUCUAGAUUCUGAUUAAACAACAUCAACACAAUGGUUAGUGAAGUAAACAGUGUUGUUUCGCCCAAAUUCGUCGAGGCCGCGGGCAGUGGGCUCAUCAUAUCUAUUACGGUGACCAUCCAGUCGUUCCUCUCUGCAUCUUCCAUGGAUUCUUAUCUAUCUGAAGAUCUUAGAGACUUAUCGUCUUCACUUAAAGAGCACUCGACCAUUCCUUACAAAUCCCUCAAAACAAUAUGGCUCAGAUCCAAAAAGGAUACUCGACCGGAUUUGUAUUCUCUCCUCUCCGGUUCCAAUUUUCUGUUCACUAGCCCUAAGCCCAGGGAGAAGAGUGAGGAAUUGAAGGUGCGUCUGAAAAAGCUACAGGAAGCUGUUGAGAGGAAGGCAUAUGAUGAAUUGGUGAAGGACAUUACUCCUAAAAAGGGUGUGGAGGAACCUUUUUCUUCGUACAAGGAUCAGUUGGGCUUUGGACUUCAUGUUGUGGUUACAAUGUUCACCGGUUACUUGGUUGGAUAUGCUGCUUUCAGAGCCCUGUUUAACCACAGUCCAGCUAUGAAUGCUGCUGGGGGCAUCCUCGGUUUGGUUGGCGCCAUGCUGGUCGAGACACUUUUGUUCAUACUCAGAUCUUCCUCUAGCCAAGAUCGCCUAUCCCCUUCUUCCCCAUCGGCUACUAAGUUGAAAAUAAAGAAAAAUCAAUAGGCUUCGACUUAAAAGAUACCCAUUUUAUCGUCCACAUUAUAGAACAGAAGCAGAAUAUACUUAUUUUCUUGCAGGAUUUAAAACAAAGAGCAUCCAUCCGCCGGAGCUCUUCUUUUUUUUUAAAGUGUUUUUCGAACUCCAAGUGGAAUUAGACUGUUGCGGAGAUGAAGUUCAUACUCAAUUCAUGAUAUGUUGAUAGGUGCUUCUAUGUAAGUUUCUCGAAUUUACAAUCCGAUGGUAUAUGUGUUGGGUUGGACUUGUGACCUAUGAGGUCAUGGGUUUAAACCUCCGAUGUCAUCUGCCACACGUGGUUACCUUAGGAGUUGGACUUGCGACGGUUACUUUACAAAUUGUGUCAUUUUGUGCUUUUGAACAAUUUUUUUUUUUUUUGUGUGGAAUAUAGUUU